CCAGACGCUCACUGACCUCUGAACUCCACGGUUUGCUUAGCAGUCCGCCAUAUUGGCUGUUGUCUUGCCUAGAGAAGGCUGGGACUGUGUCUGGUGCUGGGAGAAUUGAAACUGUGGUCUUUUACACGCAUAAACUGCUAAAAACUGGGUGGCUGCGUGUCAGAAAAUCCAGUAUCAUGGCCAGGAAGAAGAGCAAGCAGCAAGGUGCGGGGAAUAAGGAGCCGGUGACAGGAGAGCAGGGCUCCGCGAAGAACCCCGUCUCUCCCAGCGAUGCAGCUGGCGCUGGCGGCGGAGAUGCGGGGCUGGAACGGCUGCCCAGGGCGAACCAGACGCCGCCUCUCUCCAGCAGUCAGCCCAUGCACACUUGCUGUCUAAUCUGCCACCGCGAGUUCAAGGACUGGGGGGCGGGCCCCACCGGCGGGCUCCCGGGCCCCGGGGCCCGGCUGGCCGACGCGGUCCCGGCGCUCUCUCAGGCCCUGCUGCGCGAGGCGCCGGGCCGGAAGCUGGCCGACGCCGUGCCUUCGCUGUCGCAGUCGCUGCUGGGCGAGGUGCCGCUCUGGAUCUGCCACAGCUGCCGCAAGAGCGUGGAGGAGGAAGAGCGUCAGGCUGCCCAGGAGCUGCCGGUCUCUCAGUCCCACUCGUCUUCCUACAAAUCACAGAGCUGUGGCAAUGGCUACCCAGAGCAGGGCUCGGGGGAGUGGGACCCCAGCUCCUUCCUGUCCGCCAGCAAGCUCUCCGGCCUUUGGAACUCGCCACACAGCAACGGGGCGCCGCUCUGCAACCACAGUGCCACUUCUCACCCGCAAGGUGGAACGAUUGGACCAACCUGCCAUGAAAAAAGAGCCUCUCACGAGGCACCUGGGAAGUCAGCCAAGUCGGCAGGGCCCAAGGUCUGCCCCUACAGUCACCCAGCGUCCCAGAUUUCCUCUGUGACGUCUCCCGGGUCCCCAAUCUCUGCUUCCUCUGACCUUUGCAAGACCACCCCCAAGCACUUCAAGACAAUGUGCCGCCGACCGACCCCUCCAGGCGAAGCCUUUCACUCCAGUGAUCACCAUCAGCACCCAGACCUAGCAGUGCCACCGAACAGUCCCACAGGCCUGUCCUCCCACCAUCCAUCUCUCCUCCCGCCCAAAGCGGCCUCUGGCCAGCAGACGCACGCCCCCCCGCCCGGCUCCACUUUGGCCGCACACGCCCCUUUCACGCCCCUGGUACCAAACCUCCACGUGCCGGUGUCUAAGCUGUCGGUGGGUCCGGACAGCCCCUCUUCCUUGCUGAAGCCCGGCGUGUGCAAGAACUCCCACAUUCCUGCUGUCAACAGCCAACACACUAAGCUUGGUGCUUCCCUCUCUGGGUGCAGCCACCCAUGCAACGGCCACAGCAAUGCAGCUGUCAGCUCUUCGAAUGCGGGACACUUGUCUGCUGCAGCCUGCAGGGACCAGGCGUGUAAAGGGCACAAGCUGCCGAAUGGGACGGCAUGUCACCCUGCUUGCGAAGUGGAAGAGGUGGAGGACGAGGACAGCAGCUCUGAGAGGAGCUCAUGUGCCUCAUCAUCCACCAACCAGAAGGAUGGGAAGUACUGCGACUGCUGCUACUGCGAGUUCUUUGGUCACAACGCGCCCCCGGCGGCGCCGACAAGCCGGAACUUCACGGAAAUCCGGGAGAGGCUCCGAUCCCAGCUGACGCGGCGUAAGGAGGAGCUGCCCCAGCGGCACGACUCCGACGCCGUCGCGCCCAGCGCCAUCGACCAUCGCGACGUAGACGAGUUACUCGACUUCAUCAACAGCACGGAGCCCAAGCCUGUCAACAGCGCCAAGGCAGCCAAGCGUGCACGCCACAAACAGAAGAAGAAGGAGAAGGAAAAGGCCCAACAGGGCACUGCAGAGGCUUCUUGUAACGCCCCCCACACAUCCCUGCCGGAGCCCCUCGAGGACACCCCCACCGCCUCAGAUAAUGAGGCGGGUCGCUUACUCGAUUGGCCACAGCUGGAACUGGAACGAGUCAACAGCUUCCUCACCAGCCGUCUGGAGGAGAUCAAGAACACCAUAAAGGACUCAAUCCGCGCCUCCUUCAGUAUGUACGACCUCAAUCUGGACGUCAAUGACUUCCCCAAGAAGGCAGCCACUUUGGAGGGCAACCACCUGCUGUCCCACGUCAAUGGGUCCUCGGAUCUGCAACAGAUCGACCUGGACCUGUCUCCUCUCACGCUGGGUGGCUGCAAAAGCCAUUUAUUCAAUGGGUGGGAGGACGCUGCCCCCAACAGUCAGGACGUCCAGCGGUUGCACGCCACGCCAAACCUCUCGAAGCUCAUUCGUGUGCGUUCCCCCGAGCGCUGCCAGCUCGCCAGCUCCACUCCCGCCUCUCAGGUCGUGGCCCCAACGUCCAAUACACGGGACGAGGCUUCAGACCCUAAAUGCUCAACAGGCUCCAACGGAAAAGUGAAGAAGGGCAAGAAGCAGCAGCAGGAACAGUGUCUGCCAGAGCAACAGAACACUAAGGUCCUCAAAGCUGCCCUUGCGAAUGAACUGCAUAAAAACAAGGAGACUCAGACCAAGGCCUCAGGUUUGGGGACCAGCUCCAAACUGGGUUCCAAACAGGCCUUUCAGUCCCAACCUUCUUCUGUGGAGAUGCACAGAGUUUUGGGAAAGAGGUCAGAGGAGAGUAAGGUACCCGCACAGAACUCUGGUGGAGCCUCUAGCACGGCAGUCUCUAGACCGUCGGAGAAGAGUGACGUAGAGAUGCGAGGCUCCAAGCAGCACAGAAUGGAUCAAGAAUCAGAGGGGAAAGGUCCUUCUGUCACAGCAAUGGGAUUCCAGCAACCCAAAGGAAAGGGCAGGAAGAACAAAAAUAAGACUGACAAGUCCGGCAGCUCCAUAGAUGAUGUGUUUCUCCCCAAAGACCUGGACCCCACAGAGAUGGAUGAGAUUGACAGAGAGGUUGAAUACUUUAAGAGAUUUUGCCUGGAUUCCGCAAAACAGACCCGCCCGAAGGUGGCUGUGAACUGGUCCAACUUUAGUCUCAAAAAGGUUCCUUCAAGCACGGCUCCUUAAUGAGGAACCGUGAGCAGAGAGACCCAACCUUUCAGCAGGGCUGUCCCACCAAAACCAGCUUGGCCACAUAUUCUCUGUGAUGCAGAUUCCCACUACUUCCUUCAACCAGCCGAGGGUCACUGGGCGGAUCCAGGAAGUCCAAGGAUGGAUGUUUUAUGGACAUUUUAACUGGCUUUUAUGUAUCAAUGCAACGGUCACCUGUCCACAGCUAUGGCUCUACCCGCGUGCCAGACUCUCCCUGGUCCCCCCUCUUUCAUGAUUAGAUGUGCUUAUUGGAAAACCCCCAUAACAUGUCUUUGGUUACAGACCUGGUAGUCCAUUUCUGUGAACAAUUACUGUAAUAUUAAAUUUAACAUUUUAUAGCCAAUGUGGCAUUUCUGACGAAAAACUGGGCUACACACCGUUAACUUGUUUUACAUGUUUAAUUCUCAUUCACACUUCCAGUAUAGCAUGCCAUUUUUUUUCUGAUGAUCUUAUGCAUUUUCCCCUAAAUAAAAUAGUGUAGAGAAUUUGAGAAAUCCUUUAUAAAAAAAAAAAAGAAAACAAAUUUCACACGAUUUAAACCGAAGAAAGCAAUUUUAUUAGUUACAAGCAAAACCUACAACUUCAUCCUUUUGUCAGUUACAUAUGUGGCCCGUUCAUAACAUCAGAACAGUGCUGGGCUGACUAGCUGUGCGCCAAUGGUCAUCAUGUUCAUUGCGUGUAAAAUUUAAUGCUGUGCAUUAUGUAAGGGUUGUAAAUCCCAUACUAGAGAGGCACAUGCUAUUGAUGAAUUUGCUGAACUAUUAUGGAAUUUGUAUGAGAACCAAUGAAAUUAGGAUUGGCGUAACACGAGCCACAUACCACAGUUUGUUCUGUUAUGAAAUGCCAUCAUUCUUCUGCAAUUAACUUUUUUUUUAAUCAACUGACAAAAUUGCAACACUAAUUUUAACAUGAUUUUAUUUCCUAGUGAAUACUUGUCAUGGAUUUACUGCAAAAACAUUGAAGUUUGCAUGAUGUUUUUAAGCAAAAACAAUAUCAAGUACUUCAAACUUAACCUAUUUAAAAUCUCUAGACUGUAGUCAAGCUUGUCACCUAUCAAGUGUUUAAUAUGUUCAUAAGCUUACAUUGUGAACAAGUUCAAGCUUGUUUCCAGUUGAGUACCUAGGCACAGUCCAGCGGUGCACUUCAGGACUGUGACCUUUUGACUCUCUGAUGACUUGGGACUAAAGUGUUCCUCCUUUCAGCACUUGAAGCAGAAUUUUUAAACGGUAUUCGCUUCUCAAUCCCUCAUUUCAUUAUACAUACUGUGCCUCCCUUAGAUAUUAGAGAAGCUCCUCAACUCGCAUCAUAGGAAGUUUUUUUCUUCCUUCUCGCUUCUGAAAUAUGGUACAAACAGCUACAUUUACCAGGGAGUCUCGAUGUUCUUGAUGCCCUUGGAAAUGUCAUGUGCUCUGCCGUCUCAAAGUUGGGCGGUCCCCCUCAGAGAAGAAACAAGGUUAACAUGGGUUGUGAGGGUUGGGAUUUAGGGUUAGUUACACGGAAGUUGUUCUGCAUCUGACAAAAGAGUUUUAAAGAUUUUUAAUUUACCUGUUGAAUUUGUUUUUCAUAUUUCACAAAAGUAUCUGAUAUUAUCCUGGAUAUAUGAAACUACAAGACAUUAUCUUAAAGGUUUGGAAUGUAGAUUUAUACUAUACCAUGAAAGGCCAAGUGUAUGUUGGCCUGUCUGUUUUUUAUUAUUCAUUUUUGAUACUGUGAAAAAUCUUUCAUUCUGAAAGAUUAAAACAAAACCAUUUUGGAAAAA
This is a messenger RNA of Paramormyrops kingsleyae, 4830 nucleotides long. It is a transcript of the gene fam193b, whose product is annotated as family with sequence similarity 193 member B. Lineage: Eukaryota; Metazoa; Chordata; Actinopteri; Osteoglossiformes; Mormyridae. The record is from RefSeq and is a predicted model, not a curated record. Gene Ontology annotation, cellular component: nucleus; cytoplasm.